Actinia tenebrosa (Australian red waratah sea anemone) is the source of this 637-nucleotide messenger RNA. RefSeq lists its product as uncharacterized. NCBI's taxonomy places the organism in Eukaryota, Metazoa, Cnidaria, Anthozoa, Actiniaria, Actiniidae. The record is from RefSeq and is a predicted model, not a curated record.
AAAUUAUAUGUUGGAAUUCCACUAUAUCGCAAAACACCAAUGAAACGCUUUGAGCUUUUGCAUAUUCACGUUCCUAUUAAUUGACUAUAAAAUCGAACUUUGGCUUUUCACAUGUGCAUUUGAUUGAGUUCACUUCACGGUUCACUUUGCUGAGAUGGAGACGUAUGAAGAGUGCUGUUGCGAAAUGUUAGCGGUCGACAAGGACGACGAUGCAAUCYUAUCGCAAUUGGUGGACAGUUUUGAAAACGAGAACUCGUCUUUAACUGUAAAAACUAUUGAAGAGGAGCAAGUCGAAGAACCUCAGCAAAGUCGUUUCAAGAAAAUGCAAGAGAGGAAUUUAGUAGAACUAGCAGAGGAGUCGAUUCCAACUAAUACAAAGAGUAAAGCCAUGUGGGCUUUCCGUUUAUACCAAAAUUGGGCAAUGUGGCGAAAGAGCGGUGACUUUUCUAAAGAUGAGAAGUCUAUGGUUUCUUAAAUAGUGGAGAAGACGACAGAAUUGUUGGAUAUUACGCAAGACGAAAACCUGAGUGACGUUGUUAGCCAAUUCAUCGCUGAAGUUAGAAAGGAAGGAGGCGAACGAUAUCCCGCCAAAACAUUGCACGAGAUAUUGAGUAGUUUGCAGAAGUAUUUUUAAAUG